GAGUACGGAGUAGUGGCCAUUGGUUGGCAUGAGUACGGCAGAGUAGUGGCCAUUGGUUGGCAUGAGUACGGAGUAGUGGCCAUUGGUUGGCAUGAGUACGGAGUAGUGGCCAUUGGUUGGGAUGAGUACGGAGUAGUGGCCAUUGGUUGGGAUGAGUACGGAGUAGUGGCCAUUGGUUGGGAUGAGUACAGAGUAGUGGCCAAUGGUUUUAGCUGUUAGUAGAGCAUUAGUGAGUUUUAGUAGGGCGGAAUUUUUCAGUGGAGUUAUGGGAGUGAUGUGUGCAUGCUUUAGAGGGGAGGGGAAGGCACCAGUAGAGAGGGAGAGAUUGAAGAUGUGAGUGAGGGAGCAUAAGAUGGAAGAAGAGGGUGACUGUAGUAGUUGUGAGGGGACAGGAUCCAGGGGGCAGG
Messenger RNA from Staurois parvus, 407 nucleotides. Lineage: Eukaryota; Metazoa; Chordata; Amphibia; Anura; Ranidae. The record is from the annotation of a GenBank genome assembly.